Molecule: messenger RNA, 288 nt
Organism: Exophiala bonariae
Lineage: Eukaryota; Fungi; Ascomycota; Eurotiomycetes; Chaetothyriales; Herpotrichiellaceae
Exons: 3
Coding region: 1-288 (95 amino acids)
Source: RefSeq, a predicted model, not a curated record
AUGAAGAUCGUCGCUUCAACCCUGGCAACCAUGAGCAUCUUCGCUCUGAUGGCCAACGCUGCUCCAAUAGAUGAACCACAGGCGAACUCAACCUUGGAGGAACGGCAAGCUUUCACUUGGCUUGUCAUGUAUGAUGACGUUGGCUUCAAGGGCAAGAGCCAGGGGAUCUCCUCAGACAGCGACGGCGAGUGCAUCAAUCUCAACAACAAUGUCAAAGACAAAAUGUCUUCUUUCAUCCUUGCCAACGAGUUCUUGACCCAUCCAAGGGCGUGUAGAUUUUACGAGUAA